AUGGAUGAUAUCGACUAUGGAGAUGCGAACAAGUACACUAACGAUAGUUCAAUCGAAAUGGCUUGGGCUGUGAAGGCGGCAGAACGUGCUAAUGUCCAUAUGAACCUUCUGAUGUGUUGCGACACUAAAGUUCUGAGACUGAACAAACUGCAGGAUGUUAUUCAUACGUCAUUCAGGAAUUCAUUUCCUGACCUAGACGUGCACAAGGUUACAGAAGUCGAGUUGAAGCAAGGUGGCAUGAAGGAGAAGUGGCAUGACUUCUGCGAACAUUUUAAGGAGCUUGUGGAAGACUACUCGCUUGGGACCUUGAUGCGGAUGGAAGCUUGCAAAGGUUACAGCGAAGAAAACACCAUUGUAGUCCCUAAGAUAAUCUAUUUGGCAAUUGAAAUCGCAAGAAAUCUCGAAGGAGUGAAUGAGAAGUUAAAACUAGAAUUCACAGAAGAUCACAGAAAAAAUGGGGCUCAAUUAUAG
Molecule: messenger RNA, 471 nt
Organism: Necator americanus (New World hookworm)
Lineage: Eukaryota; Metazoa; Nematoda; Chromadorea; Rhabditida; Ancylostomatidae
Exons: 5
Coding region: 1-471 (156 amino acids)
Cellular component (GO): cytoplasm
Source: RefSeq, a predicted model, not a curated record